Molecule: messenger RNA, 516 nt
Organism: Ilex paraguariensis (yerba mate)
Lineage: Eukaryota; Viridiplantae; Streptophyta; Magnoliopsida; Aquifoliales; Aquifoliaceae
Source: the annotation of a GenBank genome assembly
AUGAUCUCUGUCAGACCGCGACUGACUCUCAAGCCUCACAUCAGGGGCCAGACUUUGGUCAAUGGGUUAGACCUCAUGUCAGUUGAGCUAGCCUUCUCUCCAAAACCACAGUCAACGCAACAUGUUGAUAUGGUCAAUGCAACCAGCCUCCUAAAUCGAGAUGCUCAAGGAAUAGUGUUGGCAAUUUUCAAAACCAAAGGUUAUGAUCUUCAACGUUUAUGCUUCAUUUUUCGAGAAGUGCUUGGCACAACCUUGAUUGAGCCCCUCAGCCAAUACCUCGAGGCGCGACACCUCAAGCGCGACUCCCCUAGGCGUGACACCACUGGGCACGAUGCCCCUAGGCGCGACACCCUCAAGAAAAAUACUGCAUCAGAGCGAGAUGCAUCUCCAAAACAUUGGAAUUGGCAAAAUGGACCUUUCACCAAGAUUGGACAGAAGUGGAAUCGCAGAAGUGUGGGGGCAACCUCAGCAAGACUCGCCUCCACCACUGUGGGAGUGGUAUCCUCAACCUAUUGA